AAUAUAUUUUUUUAGGGCAUAGUGGCGACGGGAAUUGGUGGUGUGGGACGGAAUUGAGUUAGACAGCUAUUUGCGUUAUCGUAGAGAGAGAGAACCGGAACAGGGGGUGUGUUUGUUGGGCAAACGAACACAGCACAGGGUGCGUGAGAAGCAAGCUGGCGGAAUUCAACAUGGCAUCCGGCGAUACGCUGUAUAUUGAGGCGGACGGCUCGGAGAUGCCGGCCGAAAUAGUGGAGUUGCACGAGAUAGAGGUGGAAACGAUACCAGUGGAGACUAUAGAGACUACGGUGGUCGGGGAAGAAGACGACGACGACGAUGAUGAUGACCAGCCGAUGAUAGCACUUCAGCCGCUGGUAUCAGACGACCCGAAUUCGAUCCACCACCACCAUCAAGAAGUGAUCCUAGUGCAGACAAGAGAGGAGGUUGUUGGCGGGGAUGAUUCGGAUAUGCAUGCGGACGGGAGUUACGAGGAUCAAAUCCUCAUCCCCGUCCCAGCACCCGGCGUCGAAGACGAGUACAUCGAACAGACUCUGGUGACUGUUGCCGGGAAAAGCUCGGUGGGUCGGAUGAAGAGAGGGGGAGGCGGCAGUGGCAAGAAAGCGGGGAAAAAGAGCUAUUUGGGUGCUGCAGAAGCAAGCGGUAGAAAAUGGGAACAGAAGCAGGUGCAAAUAAAGACUCUGGAGGGGGAAUUCUCUGUUACAAUGUGGGCUUCGGAUGACAAAAAAGACAUCGACCAUGAGUCGGUUGUUGAAGAACAGAUCAUUGGUGACAAUUCCCCUCCGGACUACUCUGAAUACAUGACUGGGAAGAAGCUGCCCCCUGGAGGGAUACCUGGCAUCGACCUGUCAGACCCCAAACAGCUGGCAGAGUUCGCCAGCCCCUUCAGUAACUCUGCGGGUCCCUAUGGUCAGAGCCCAGUGCGGAUGAAGCCGAGGAAGAUAAAAGAAGAUGACGCUCCUAGGACGAUAGCCUGCCCUCAUAAAGGCUGUACUAAGAUGUUCAGGGACAACUCGGCGAUGAGGAAGCAUCUCCACACCCACGGGCCUCGCGUGCACGUCUGUGCCGAGUGUGGCAAGGCCUUCGUAGAGAGCUCUAAACUCAAACGCCACCAACUCGUUCACACAGGGGAGAAACCCUUCCAGUGUACUUUUGAGGGCUGUGGGAAGAGGUUUUCUCUGGACUUUAACCUGCGCACACACGUUCGUAUCCACACCGGAGACCGGCCCUACGUAUGCCCCUUCGACGGCUGCAAUAAGAAGUUUGCCCAGUCAACCAACCUCAAGUCUCACAUCCUCACACACGCCAAAGCUAAAAACAACCAAUGAGAGCCCUCCGACCUGCCCCAAAUCCCACCCCCACAGCAGCAUCUUAAUGACACCACACGUCAACUUCCUUUGAGGAAAGAAACAAAUGGGUGGGGGGGGGGAGAAGAAUAAAGACUAAAGAAAUUCAGAAGGUACUGAAAUUCCCCCCCCCUCUUCUUCUCCUAUUGGAUAGGCUGACUAAAGUACAGCGGCACUCUUGGAAAAAUAAUAAACCCUCCUCCCACCCCCCUCUCUCUCCUCCCUUCAUAGUGGCAUCGUGUUGUUGCCAGAAAUAUGGAACUCGUGGACAAACAUCAGAGACUAUUCUUUCUACAAUGGAGCUGCGAGAGGGAGGGAGCAAUCUGUUUGUUUUCCCACUUUAAAUGAAUUUCCACUGACCGGUCUUCAUAUCUACUGCAUAGCUUUUAAUUUUCUAUUUCUCCAAGUGUGCAUAUUGUACACUUAUUUUGGGAUAUGUUCAGUAAGACAAUUUGUGAUUAUUAUUGAGAUCCGCUUACCAUAUGAUAGUCCCUCAGACAAGACUUACUGUACCAUCACAUAGCUUCAAAUAGUAUUUUCUGUAAAAAGUUUUGGUUUGCAUAUUCAUCCCUACUUUUGGUUGUAUUCCUUCUAACCAUUAAAAAAAAUAUUGUAUACCUGUAUUGUAUGGCUGUAUUGAAAUGAUGUAGACCUUGAUAGAGGUGUGAUUUAAAAGUGUUAACCAAUUUAACUUUUAGUCAUGAGUUGCUUUCUUUUAUAUGGAUUGUCCCCUUGCAGAGAAACGUGUCCCUACCGUUGAUUCACUGCGAGCCUGUCUCUGUUGGAAUACUGAAACACAUCAAAUGAAAUUGCCAGCGUGACCAUCAGUUUCUUUGUUAGAAUGUAAUGUACAGGCGUCCGUCAACCAUGAACUUUCUUUGUUGAUAUUUACACCCAUGUAUUUCAAUGGCCCACAAUAAAACGGUCAUCCCAAAUC
Messenger RNA from Oncorhynchus mykiss (rainbow trout), 2280 nucleotides. RefSeq names its product transcriptional repressor protein YY1. The record is from RefSeq and is a predicted model, not a curated record. Gene Ontology annotation, biological process: regulation of transcription by RNA polymerase II. Gene Ontology annotation, molecular function: RNA polymerase II cis-regulatory region sequence-specific DNA binding; DNA-binding transcription factor activity, RNA polymerase II-specific. Gene Ontology annotation, cellular component: transcription regulator complex; chromatin; PcG protein complex. NCBI's taxonomy places the organism in Eukaryota, Metazoa, Chordata, Actinopteri, Salmoniformes, Salmonidae.